Molecule: messenger RNA, 1542 nt
Organism: Penicillium egyptiacum
Lineage: Eukaryota; Fungi; Ascomycota; Eurotiomycetes; Eurotiales; Aspergillaceae
Source: the annotation of a GenBank genome assembly
AUGCCGUCAGAAACUUUCACGCGUGCGGAAGUCGCGAAGCACAACACCGAGGAUUCCCUCUGGUGCAUCAUCGACCACCAAGUCUAUGAUCUGACCGAUUUUAUCGACGCCCACCCCGGUGGUGCUGUCGUGCUCGCUCAGGUUGCUGGCCAGGACGCAACAUCCGAUUUCUACAACCUGCAUCGCCAGGAGGUGCUGGAGAAAUACCGUGACCAGCUUUGCAUUGGUACCAUUGAAGGCGAAAAGCCCGAGGUCAUCUUGCCCUUCCCUGGAGCUUUGAGCCCCGUGCCCUACGCAGAACCCCUAUGGCUGCGACCACAGUUCAAAUCCCCCUACUACAAGGAGACACACCGACGCCUGCAAAAGGCCAUCCGGGAAUUCACUGAUAAAUAUGUGACUCCCGAAGCGCAAGAGAAGGAGCAGGAUGGCACCUACAUCAGCCAGGAGCUAAUCAACCGCAUGGCCGAGACGAACAUUCUGGCUAUGCGACUGGGUCCUGGAAAGCAUCUACACAACCGCACCUUGCUCGGUGGAGUUGUGGAUGGAAAGGAGUUUGAUUAUCUCCACGAUAUGAUCAUAGUACAGGAGUUGGUUCGUGCCAAUGCCAGAGGCUUCCAGGAUGGCAAUAUGGCCGGUAUGGCUAUUAGUUUGACAGCUGUCCAGCAAUGGUUGCAUGACCCUGUGCUCAAGCAGCGCCUCAAUGACGAGGUCUUGUCGGGCCAGAAGAAGAUGUGUUUGGCAAUCACGGAGGCCUUUGCUGGUAGCGAUGUGGCGGGUCUGAAGACUACUGCAGAGAAGACUCCUGAUGGGAAACAUUAUAUCGUCAACGGAACAAAGAAAUGGAUCACGAACGGCAUGUUCGCCGACUACUUUGUCACUGGCUGCCGUACCGAGAAGGGAUUCUCGGUGCUCUUGAUUCCUCGCGGCGAGGGUGUUGAGACUAAGCAAAUCAAGACCUCAUAUUCGACUGCCGCUGCCACUGCUUUCGUGCAGUUUGAGAAUGUCAAGGUUCCAGUUCAGAACCUCCUGGGUGAGGAGCACAAGGGUUUCAUCGUUAUCAUGAGCAACUUCAACCACGAGCGCUUUAUGAUGGUCGCUGCCGUGGUACGAAUGUCAAUGAUGGUUGUGGAAGAGACAAUGAAAUGGUCCAACCAGCGCAUCGUCUUUGGCAAGAAGUUGAUUGAACAACCAGUGAUUCGUCAGAAAAUCGCUCGCAUGAUUUCCCUCGCCGAAUCUAACCAGGCAUGGCUUGAAUCCAUCGCCUACCAGAUGUGCAACAUGACAUACGCCCAGCAAGCGAAGCACCUGGGUGGACCUAUCGGACUGCUUAAGUCACACUGUACCCAAGCCGCAGGUGAGAUUGCCAGUCUUGCUACGAACAUCUUUGGUGGUCGUGGUAUCACUCAGUCAGGAAUGGGAAGGGUCAUCGAGAUGUUUCAUCGCACAUACAAGUUCGAUGCCAUCUUGGGUGGAACUGAGGAGAUUUUGGCGGAUUUGGGAGUGCGGCAGGCAAUGAAGAAUUUCCCGAAGUCGAUGUUAUAG